Aspergillus ochraceoroseus IBT 24754 is the source of this 1238-nucleotide messenger RNA. Its product is annotated as putative Cu-dependent DNA-binding protein. Lineage: Eukaryota; Fungi; Ascomycota; Eurotiomycetes; Eurotiales; Aspergillaceae. Gene Ontology annotation, molecular function: RNA polymerase II cis-regulatory region sequence-specific DNA binding; DNA-binding transcription factor activity, RNA polymerase II-specific; copper ion binding. Gene Ontology annotation, cellular component: nucleus. The coding region runs from base 203 to 973 and encodes 256 amino acids. The transcript is spliced from 3 exons. The record is from RefSeq and is a predicted model, not a curated record. Gene Ontology annotation, biological process: intracellular iron ion homeostasis; positive regulation of transcription by RNA polymerase II; intracellular copper ion homeostasis.
CCUCUGGUUAGUAGGAAAUUGUUACUCUACUAUUUCCAGUUCCAUUACUCUAUCUUGCUUUCUUUUGCUUUUUUUUCUCUCUCAAGAUCCUCUUCCCUUUCCUCGUCUUUCCUUCGCUUUCGUCUGAUCCACUCAGAGGUAUAAAGUGCUUCUCCCCCUGCACCAUGCCUCUGUUCUAUCCUCCCACACCUUCCAUCAAGGGAUGCUAAUAGAUGGUGAAAAGUGGGCUUGUGAAGCUUGCGUUCGCGGCCAUCGUGUUACCACAUGUAAACAUCAUGAUCGACCGUUAAUUCGCAUCAAUCGGAAGGGCAGACCCUUCUCAACCUGCUUGAUAUGCAACUGUACUCCGUGUGAAUCACCAGACGAGCACAACAAGCUGAAACGUGAGGCGGAGAUGAAAUCCCAAUCUUCAAAUAGAGCUUCUGGCAGACAUGCUCGUUCCAACCCCUCCGCGUUUCUUCCAAUCGCCCCGCGUCCGUCCUCGACUUCUCCCCCAUCCUCCAUCCAGCCAUCUCCGCGCCCGGGUUAUAGCUGUGGUUCUCAAUUCUCCGAUAACCGCGCCCCCCCAGCAGCGUCCGCAGGAGGAGCUCGAGGCGCACCACAGGGAGUGCCGUACCACCGCACCGCCGCCGCCACCACUGCCAUUCCGUCGUCGACGAGAUCCCCGACCUCUUUGUCUCAUCCCCAGGCACACCUAGGGUACGCCUCUCACGCCAACUCGGGAGGUUUUAGCGCUGGAGGAGGAAUCUCCCCUCUGAACAUGCCACUAACCUCGCCACCACCGCUGUGCUGCUUGUCAGAUAUUCCCGUGUCUAUGUCGAUGGUCAGUCCGUUCGACACAUUCGGGGAUCAUUCUCUGGUGGAUGGCGGGACGGUCGCAUUCCCGUCGUUGGAGGACAUCGAUCUCAACUCCUUCCAUGGGGAUAUCCUCCAGGAAGAUUGGUCUUGGCUUUCGGAGGAUCACCUCAGGUAGAACCUUUUCCUUUUCUUCUCCUCUUCCUUGUGGAGGAAAAUGAGUGAAUGGCCGUAGGAAAUGAUGACGAAUGACGAAGUUGACGAGCCUAUGAAUUUAUGUCCAGUGGGAGGAGGGAGGGGUUUUUGAAUUUAUCUGCCAGGGAAAACAGAACCUAGUCGGGAUAUAGAGAUGAGAGCGCCUGGAGAUCAUACAUAUUAUUGGUUAUGUACCUAGGUAUAGCUACAGACAAAGUAAAGUGCAAAUAAAACGGCCAGACAAGAAC